Messenger RNA from Chiloscyllium plagiosum (whitespotted bambooshark), 1099 nucleotides. Lineage: Eukaryota; Metazoa; Chordata; Chondrichthyes; Orectolobiformes; Hemiscylliidae. The record is from RefSeq and is a predicted model, not a curated record.
GUAAGCAACCUGAAGAAAAUCCUUCAGAGCAUGAUGGAAUAUUAUCAUGAUGUUCUGGGUCACCAGAUUUCAGAGUACAAUCUGCCAGAGGUCAAUCUAAUAGGAGAGCACUCUGAUGCAGCAGAGCUUGGGCGAAUGUUGCAGCUUGUACUUGGCUGUGCCGUCAGUUGUGAGAAGAAGCAAGAAUACAUCCAGCAUAUCAUGACCCUGGAGGAGUCUGUUCAACACGUUGUCAUGACGGCCAUUCAGGAGUUGUUGACCAGAGACCCUUGUGAAUCUGUGCACAGCAGCAGCUACACUGACUUGGAUUACCAGUUGAAGAGAUUCACUUUGUGUGACGAGGUGGAUUCGAAGGAUGAGCUCUCUCAGCGCUGUCAUGAAUUGGAUCUCCAGAUUGCGACUCUUCUGGAUGAAAAGAACAGUUUGAUGGCUGAGAACAAAGUGCUACGUGAACGGAUGACCCGCUCUGAUUCCUUUGAGGAAUCCACCAGUGUCACCAACAAAAAACUCCUUUUACUACAGAGCCAGUUGGAGCAGCUGCAGGAGGAAAACUUCAGAUUGGAAGGAAUGAAGGAUGAUUUUCGUAUUCGAUGUGAGGAGAUGGAAAAGGAGAUGUAUGAUCUGCAGCGCAGAAAUGAUGAGCUCACGAGCCUGGCUGAGGAGUCCCAGUCUCUCAAAGAUGAAAUGGAUGUUUUGAGGCAUUCUUCGGACAAAGUCAGUAAGCUGGAGGCUACUGUGGAGGCUUACAAGAGGAAGCUUGAGGAUUUGGGAGACCUGCGUCGACAAGUGAAACUCCUGGAGGAGAGGAACACUGUGUAUAUGCAGAAGACAUUUGACCUGGAGGAAGAGUUGAAAAAAGCAAACUCAGUACGUAGUCAGCUGGAGGCUUACAAAAGACAGGUUCACGAGCUUCACAACAAACAGACAGAAGAGUCGAUGAAAACAGAGAAAUGGCAGUUUGAGUUCAAGCACUUACAGGAGAAACAUGAUGCGCUGCUGAAAGAAAAAGAGAGGCUGAUAGUAGAACGAGAUGCCCUCAGGGAAAACAACGAAGAGCUGAGGUGUGCACAAGUGCAGCAGAAGUUCCUGAACAAAGCAG